Molecule: messenger RNA, 858 nt
Organism: Amorphotheca resinae ATCC 22711
Lineage: Eukaryota; Fungi; Ascomycota; Leotiomycetes; Helotiales; Amorphothecaceae
Exons: 2
Coding region: 1-858 (285 amino acids)
Source: RefSeq, a predicted model, not a curated record
AUGUCCAAAGCUCUCAGUCACGCCAAGAUCGUACCCCGCCGCUCCAGCGAGCGCGGUCAUUCCGACCAUGGCUGGCUGAACACCUACCAUACCUUCAGCUUCGCCAACUACUACGAUCCGCGCUUCGAGAACUUCGGGAGCCUGCGCGUGCUCAACGAGGACCGCGUCGCGGCGGGCACCGGCUUCCCUACACAUCCCCACCGCGAUGCGGAAAUCUUCAGCUAUAUCCUGAGCGGCGAGUUGACGCACCGCGAUAGCAUGGUCAAGAAGGGCGCCGAGGGUUCUCAGGGCGAUGAUUUCUACAGGAUGAAGAGGGGAGAUGUGCAGUUUACUACUGGCGGAAGAGGAAUCGCACAUUCCGAAGGCAACGAGUCCAACGAAACCGUCCACUUCCUCCAAAUCUGGGCCCUUCCAUGGGCCCGCGGCCUCACCCCCCGCUACCAUACCCGCACUUUCGACGAGGCCGCAAAACGCACCGCAUUCCUCCCCAUCCUCUCGCCCCUCAAGGCCGGGCCCGGCGCCUCCGCCGCCGAAGAAGAAGCCGCCGAGCCCACGCUCAAGGACACGAUCCCCAUCCACGCGGAUUUCGUCAUGGCGGCCGGCAUCAUCGGCGUCGACAAGCGCUUCAAAUGGACGGUGGGCGGCGACGCCGUGAGGAAGAUGACGAACCGCAACGUCUACGUGCACCUCCCGAUGUGCAAGAAUGGGAGCGCGAAGAUCAGGAUUGCGGGCAGGGAGGAUGCGGUGCUGGCCGAGGGCGAUGGAGCCUUCGUGUCGGGCGUGAAUGCCGGGGAUGUAUUGAGUAUUGAGAGUAUUGGGGAGGCGGAGGCGGAAGUCGUGGUUCUGGAUAGUGAUUAG